Messenger RNA from Saccostrea cuccullata (small rock oyster), 1127 nucleotides. RefSeq lists its product as uncharacterized. The transcript is spliced from 4 exons. Lineage: Eukaryota; Metazoa; Mollusca; Bivalvia; Ostreida; Ostreidae. Bases 1 to 420 code for a protein of 139 amino acids. The record is from RefSeq and is a predicted model, not a curated record.
AUGCAAGUUUGGUCUACCAAUCCUACCAAUCCUAACAUUUUUUCAUCACCUGGAGUAUCUACUGAGACAAUAAACAAGCAGGCCACCACUAAUCCUCCAUCUUCAGAUAGAUCAAGGGAGACUGAUCAGGAUAUUUCAUCCCCAGGAAGAGCAGAAGGGAAUGACGGAAUGGUGAUGUUAGUUAGAACACAUCCAGGAGUGUUUAUCAAAUCGGAGACCCUGCAGCAUGCAGUGAGAUCAGCAAAGAAAUCCAACAAAUCAGGAUAUACCCUGUGUUAUAAUUUAUUACCAGGGGUAUUCAGCAUUCAAGAGAUUGCUAUCUCAAGGGGACAAGGGCUUACUAAACAAAAGGAGGGAGAUCUGAGGAAAGUUCUUGAUAAAGACAAAGUUGCUGCUAUCAAAGGUUAUGUUCGUCGCUAGUGUAGGAAAAAUGAAAAAUGUGAACCGAAAGACCAAGAACUGAAUAAUGCUAUAACCGAGCAGGUGUCUCAUUGCCGUAAAAAGCUUAAAAGGGAACAGCAGGAAAAAAGAAAAUGAAGAUCUCUGAAUGCCAGAUAAGACCUUAAAGUGAAAUGUCAAAGAUGUAGCAAUGUUUUAAAUCAUUAUUUUUUGAAAUUGGAUGGAUUAUUAAUUUAUCAAUAUAAAGAUUACCUGAAUGAUAUUUUUGUAACUAUCAAAAUUAAGAGAAAAAGCCUUUGGAAGAGAUUUUAUGUAAUUUAAUACCUAAAUGAUAUUUUUGUAACUAUCAAAAUUAAUACCUAAAUAUUAGUGUGUGUUUUGAUAAAAUAAAUUCUGUAUUUUCUAUACCUGUAUUAUAGUUUGUAAAUUAUAUGUAUACUGUAUACCUCCAAACUUUUUUACGCCUGGACAAUUUUUUUUACGCCUGGACAAUUUUUUUUUACGCCUGGACAACUUUUUUUACGCCUGGACAGUUUUUAUCCCAGGACAAAAUGCUUUACGCCUGGUUUAUAGAAGAGGCGUAAAAUUAGCAUAUUACACCUCUUUUUACGCCUGGUUUCCAUCUCAUUGUACGCCUGGUUUACAUAUAUGGUAUUGAGACAAAAUCCGCCUGGUUUUUGCAGAAAAUGACGCCUGGUUUACGUGCUUUUACCAGGCGUGCAAUUUCG